Molecule: messenger RNA, 2736 nt
Organism: Caenorhabditis elegans
Lineage: Eukaryota; Metazoa; Nematoda; Chromadorea; Rhabditida; Rhabditidae
Gene: clec-11
Product: C-type LECtin
Exons: 4
Coding region: 1-1254 (417 amino acids)
Molecular function (GO): carbohydrate binding
Source: RefSeq, marked reviewed
AUGCGAACGGUUGCUGCUCUGCUUUUUCUUUUUACUUGUCUUGAAAGUUUUGAAAGUUCAUCCGCUACUCCCGUCUGCACAAAUGGAUUCACAUUGAUUAACAACAAGUGUUUGAAACUUUUAAACACCCCAGUUAACCACAAAGCUGCUGAGAUUUCUUGUUCUAGCUUUGGAGCGACACUUGUCACUGUCAAAAAUGAUCAUGACAAUCAAGCCAUUGCCACUAUUGUUGGAAGUUCUACACCACUCGUAUGGCUUGGAUUAUACUGUUUUUCUAGCAACUCUUCACAGUGUUUAUGGGAUGAUGAAUCUGGCUCUGCGAGAAGUUACAAUAACUUUUCCAGUGGUUUUCCUCUGGUCGCUCUCGGACAGUGUGUUUACUACUCUACGCAAGGAGCAUUGACUGGCAAAUGGCUCAGCGCGGAGUGUGAGAGCCAGCGCAUGGCUUUUGUUUGUGAGCUCCCGACAACAUUUGCAGAUAAUUGCCUUCACAACUACAACGGUUACUGUUACACAUUCAGCUCGUCACCACAAACAUUUAUUGGUGCACAAAGUACGUGCGCACAAACCUGUGGAAACCUUGCCUCAGUACAUUCCCCAAACGAAAACCGUUAUAUUACCACUUUUGCCCCACAAGAUUAUUAUUAUAUCGGAGCAAUAUGGAAAACUGACUACAGCCUCCGUUGGAUGGACGGCUCUGCGUGGGAUUACAAUAACAUUGAUCCAAUAUAUCCUAAUCGAUAUAACUAUUGUCUGCAUAUGUCUACGAUCACUACUUCUGGAUCUGGUUUCUGGUACGGGGACGAUUGUAGUCUUAGUAGAAAGUAUGUGUGCAAGCGAGAAGCUGGUGUGCCAUGCACAACUGUGCCGCCGCCAGUCACUGUAAGACCAAGCUCCACAAACCCUUCAAAUUGCAACGCCGGUCUACUGAUGUCUCCAGGAGUAUUCACUUCUCCCAACUAUCCACAAAAUUAUUUCAAUAACGAGAACUGCACUUAUCAACUUUCAACACUGGGAUCGUACAGGAUUACUUUAAAAUUUAGCAAUUUCCGCACGGAAAGCAAUUAUGACUUUGUUUCGGUAUACGAUGGCCCUACAACGAGCUCUCCAAGUUUGGGUCGUUACAGUGGAAACAUUGGUUCUUUUUACGUGUCGUCGAGUGAAAAUAAUAUGCUUGUAACGUUCACAUCAGAUGCAGGAGUCGUUUUCCAAGGAUUCACUGCAAGAUUUUACUCGGUUGUCCACAGAUCUUGAAGAUGCUUUUUUUUUAAAGUUUGAGCAUUUUUUGUGAAUUUAUGAAAAAAACAAAAACGCAUAUUUUUAAACUUCAAUUGAUCAAUAAAAAUGUUUUUUAUUUUCUCACAAUUCUUAUUUUGGAAUAUUAUUAUUUUGGAAUAUCUAUGUUUGGAAUAUAAACGUGACGAAAAUCAAUAGAAACCCCAAAAAAUCAAGAAUUUAAUGAUCUCUGUGAUUUUUGGCUCAAUGAGCUUAAUGGAGCACACUCAGCUAAAGCAGAGCUCAUUAAUAUUCAUAAAAACUGUUUCGUGUCUUUAAGAAAAACCUUGAAAAAAUUAAAAAUUUCUUUGUCUGGAAACAGUCUGAUUUACAGUUAACCUGAAAACUCCAAAAUAAGAAUUGUGAGUAAAUUUAAAAAAGUUUUAUUGAUCAAUUGAAGUUAAAAAGAUAUGUUUUGUUAUUUUUCAUAAUACCACAAAAUUAUCAGUAAAAUAAAACUUAAAGAAAAACAUCUUCAAUUUUACGAUCUGUAGACAACCGAGUAAAAUCUUGCAGUGAAUCCUUGGAAAACGGUUGCUUCAUUUGAUGUAAACGUUUCAAGCAUAUUAUUUCCACUCGAUGUCACGUAAAUAGGAUUUUGGUACCCAUAGAAACGACCCAAACUUGGAUAGUUUGUUGUAGGUCCAUCGUACACCGAAACAACAUCAUAAUAACCUUCCGUGUGGAAGCUAGUAAAACUCAAAUUAAUCCUGUACGAUCCAAGUGUUGAAAGUUGAUAAGUGCAGUUUUCGUUGUUGAAGUAAUUUUGUGGAUAGUUUGGAGAAGUGAAUACUCCAGUAGACAUUAGUAGUCCUGCGUUGCAAUUUGAUGGGUUUGCAGGGUUUGGUGUGACAGUGGCUGGCGGUGGAACAGUUGUGUAUUGCACACCAGCUUCUCGCUUGCAUACAUAUUCUCUCCUAUAACUACAAUCGUCACCGUACCAGAAGCCAGACUGAAAAGAAGUAAUCGUCGACAAAAGUAAACAAUAGCCAUAUCGAUUUGAAUAUAUUGAAUCGAUGUUACUGUAAUUCCACGCAGAACCGUCCAUCCAACGGAGACUGUAGUCAGUUUUCCAUACUGCUCCAAUAUAAUAGAAAUCUUCUGAGGCGAAAGUGGUAAUAUAACGGUUUUCAUUUGCAGAAUGUAUUGACGCAAGGCUUCCGCCGCUUUGUGCGCACGUGCUUUGUGCACCAAUAAAUGUUUGGGCUGACGAGCUGAAUGUGUAGCAGUAACCGUUGUAGUUGUAAGAACAGUUAUCUGGAAUUAUCAAACAUCAAACGAAAAUGAAUCAAUAUCUAUACUACCUGCAAAAGUUGUCGGGAGCUCACAAACAUAAGCCAUGUGUUCGCUCUCACACUCCUCACUUGCACACUCUCACACAGCCACUUGCCAGCCAAUGCUCCUUGCGUAGAGUAGUAAACACACUGACCGAGAGCAACAAGAGGAAAACCUGAAAUAUUU